AACUAAAAAUACAGUACUACUGAGGCCGUAGGGUGUGCAUUUCACGAAAAUGGAGAAUCUGCCGGUCUCGGCCGGUGAUGCCCCCGUCGAUAGCGGUGCCGGCGGAGGAGGCAGCAAAGACUAUUACGAGACGUGUGAGGAAGACGACGAGCUGGUGGUUUUGGAUGACGGCAGCGGAAACAGCGAGCAAGUGAGCAGUAAGAGGGCAGCGGACCGAGUGAAAGGGCCAUGGUCUCAGGAAGAGGAUGCAAUUCUCAGUAAACUCGUGAGUAACUUUGGCCCUAGGAAUUGGAGCUUGAUUGCGCGAGGAAUUGCAGGCACAUCGGGGAAGUCUUGCCGCCUCCGCUGGUGCAAUCAGCUUGACCCUGCGGUCAAACGCAAGCCAUUUACUGAGGAAGAAGAUCGCAUGAUCCUCCAGGCACAUGCUGUCCACGGAAAUAAAUGGGCAUCAAUUGCAAAGCUUUUGCCAGGAAGAACAGACAAUGCAAUAAAAAAUCACUGGAAUUCUACCUUGAGACGUCAUUAUGCCGCACUUGAAAAGUUUACAGGCGAGUUUGGCAACAUGAUGGAAGAUGUUAGUGUAGAAAGAUCUAAAGGAUCGUCUGAAGAUACUCAAUCGUGUGGAGAUGUUAAUUCAUCGAAGGAGAAAUGUUUCU
This is a messenger RNA of Cuscuta epithymum, 656 nucleotides long. Lineage: Eukaryota; Viridiplantae; Streptophyta; Magnoliopsida; Solanales; Convolvulaceae. The record is from the annotation of a GenBank genome assembly.